UGUCGGACUAGUAGUUCAUUAUUUAUAUUUAUCUCACAGUGCUUUUGCCCAAUUUAUUAUUACAGAAAAACUUAUUUAAAAUUGACUUAAUAACCCUAAUUUAAUAACAAACAAAUACCCAAUUAAGUAUGUUUCAUUUGUAAAUGUCUUAAAUUCGUGUUGCUUGGACGUAAUAAUCAUAAUUCGGUUGCUAAAUAUGCUGUUGCAGAAUAUUUUUGUGUGAGCAAGUUCAUUGACGUUCCAAACUACAGCGGUUUAACAUUUUGUUUUUCACAUUUUCUGGACUUAAAUGUUUGAUUGUUUCAAUAGACUGCAAUUUACCAUGGGCAAUGUCACUAAAAUGCUUUUGAAGAUUGGGGGCUUUGGCAAUUAAGUAACCCUAGCUUACUUGAAACUUAAUAAUUUUAAAUCUACUAAGAAAGGAUAAGCAGAGCGAAGCAACGCCCUUCUUAAUUAAAUAUUCAAAUAAUAUGAUCUUUAUUCUGGAAUAUCCAAGUGAGAAAAUGGACUCACAUUGAAAAGUCUUUUUUUUUUUAUGAGAAGAUUAUGUUUUGCAUGAGGCUAUCGGUGAAGUUUUUUUUGUGUAAAGAAUACUUCAUUUUUGGACAAACCACAAUUUUCAAAACACCUCAGAACGAGAGUUAUAAAUUAGUAUAAAAUUAGGACAAAACAAUACAAAACGUUUGCAUGACUUGAUCAAGAAUCUUCGUCAAAAACAACCACCUUAAGCGUGGUUGGCAAAAUAUAGUUUACAUAGACAUUUUAUGUGCCCGUGGGGCAUUUUGUAGUAAAGAAAAAAGAAAAUUCCGGUUUUUUUUUUGUUGAAAAUAACCCGGUCAAAAAUUGUUUAGAUGAAUUUACAUAUUUUAAAAAAAUCUUAUAUAGAAAAACAUUAACAAUGGAGCAGGAAGAAAGAACUGAGCAAAUGAUCUCAGAUCAAUUAUUAUUAAAUCCUCUGCUGGAUUGUGAUCCCAUUGACAUUUCACCUCUAAACGCAUGCACCUCGUCGAGUACAUUGCUUAAUGACGAUGACGUGCCUUGCAUAUCUGAAGACCUACCUGCUCCAGAUCAAGAUCAAGACCAGGACCAGCAACUUGAGCUACAGCUGGAGAUACCCGGCAAAAUAAAACGUAACAAAUUCUCUUCGUACCUUUCGAAGCGUGGCCCCGGACGUCCGCGAAAGGAUGUUCAGGGAUUCUUCUAUAAAAAAGCCGUUCGCACUCAGUUAAAACGGAAGAACUUCAAUCGAUCAAUGUUAGUUAAGCGUUACCUGAACGACGAACAUAUGCAAGCGGGUCGAUUUCUCUCGCACAACCAUCCAUCGCCAUCGGAUGCGGAUGGCUCAGAAAGUUUACAAUCGCUAAGCGAAAGUAAUACUUUUAAUCACAAGUACGAAGGCAAAUUGUGUUGCCUUUGCAACCUCAGCGAACAAAGUCAACUUGGCCAGGGUGAGCUAAUCCGGUUCGAGUCGUCCAUUCCAAUGGACAUGUUUGGAGAAAAUGUGACAUCACAUCCAGUAACUGAACUGGAUAAUCUCAAAAUAAAGAUUAACCUCACUAAUCAAACCGUAUCAAAGGAUGUGUCGAGCUUUAAGAGUGUCGUAAAUCAUCACACAGACGACAUCAAUGAGCUCGAUGUUAUAGGCCAUCGGGAGCAGUUGAACCUUAGGAAUCUCCAAGAUUCCAAUUACUUUUACAUACAUAAAAUGUGUGCUCUCUGGUCGCAAGGAAUAGUCUGUGACAACGAUGGUCUGCUGAAGAAUGUUGAUGUGAUCGCUGCACAAAGCCUUAAAAUUCAAUGCUCCUUUUGUCAACAUUAUGGUGCGAGCCUCUCCUGCAAGAUGAACUGCUCCAAGAUGUACCAUUUUCCGUGUGCCACAGCGGCUGGGUGCUUUCUCAUAGUUUCCUCAUUUGUGACCUUCUGCACGGAUCACUUGUACCAGAUCCCAAUCAAUUACACCGAUGGAAAUGUAUCGUGUCAAACGUGCAACCUUAUGGGCGACCCCAGCAAGCAUGUGAUGUGUAGCAUUUGUGGCGAUCAUUACCAUACUGCGUGCAUAGGCCUUAAGGACACGCCAGGUACGCGCGCUGGCUGGCAGUGUACGUCUUGCAUUCGUUGUCAAGUUUGCAAGCAAACCGAUGUUGCAGACGAGCGUCUAAUAACCUGCGAACAAUGUCACAAGGUCUACCACUCGAAUUGUUUGCGACCCAUUGUAGCAUCAGUUCCGAAACUCGGCUGGAAGUGCCGCAAUUGUCGCAUCUGUUCGGACUGCGGGUCGAGAACGCCAGGAGCAGGCGCUUCAUCUCGUUGGCAUUCGAAUUACACAGUCUGUGACUCGUGUUAUCAGCAACGGAACAAAGGUUUUUCGUGCCCCAUUUGCCACAAAGCGUAUCGGGCGGCUGCCCACAAGGAAAUGGUAAAGUGCUGUAGCUGUAACCGGUUCGUGCAUAACACCUGCGACGCUGAGGCAGAUCUGUCCGUUUAUCACCUGCGGAAAGAGACAAAUCCAGAUUACGAUUACAUCUGUACGUUGUGUAAAAAGAUCUCGUACAAAAGUGAAGGCAUGCUGGCGGGUUUGCAGAAUUUCGAUAUUUCUGACGGCAAUUCGUUGGAGAAGACAUUCGCAGCCCCAUUGCGUGGCAGAUCUCUUGAAACGAUACUAAAGCUGCCCAAGAAGCGGAUGAGACUUAAAGAUAUCUAUCGUGGCAAGGGAAAAUACAUGCAAAAGAAGUCGCAAAUGGGAGAAAUUAGCGGCGGGAAAAAACAGCGCGUUUCCAAAGGCAAAGGACGUGGCAUGGGUGGUUAUUAUGAAGCUCCAAUGUCGCCUCCAGCAGAUAGGUCGGUGCGCAACGAUGAAUCGGGUAUAGACAAAAAAAUAGUCAUUUGCUCGGCAAACGACCAAUUCAUUCUGUCGCAGGAUAUCUGCGUUAUGUGCGGUGCUAUCGGAGCCGAAGAAGAAAGGCAGCUUAUAUGUUGCGCCCAAUGCGGACAGUGUUACCAUCCGUACUGCGUGAAUGUGAAGUUAAACAAGGUAAUACUGACGCGUGGCUGGCGAUGCCUUGAUUGCACCAUUUGCGAAGGCUGCGGCAAGAAGGACGAUGAUGCUCUGCUAAUUCUCUGUGACGAAUGUGACAUAUCCUUUCACACAUAUUGCCAUGACCCGCCCCUCGACUCUGUGCCGCAUGGCAACUGGAAGUGCAAGUGGUGUGCCGUAUGCCAUAGUUGCGGACGUCGGGAACCCGGAAAAAACUCCCAAUGGAAGAAUAGCUAUUCGGAGUGUGGUCCCUGUGCCAGUCAGACAUCGUGUGCUGUCUGUUCGGUGACUUAUGAAAUGGGUGAGAUAAUAAUGCAGUGCAACACAUGUGAACGUUGGUUGCACUGCAAAUGUGACUCAAUAAACUCCGAGGAGGAGGUCAAACGAUGUGAUCUAAGCAAAUACAUAUGCAAACUGUGCCGACCUAACGAUGCAGUGCCUUUCUAUUUAAAAAAUCAAGCUCCAAGCACAUCUUUAGCUGCAAUUAAAUCGGCGGCGGCAUCUUCAAUGUCGCAAGAUAACAAUUCUUUAGAUGAAUUCCAAACCGAGAAUGGUCUGACGUACUCAUUAUCGACGACGACAGCAACUGGAACAGCUAAGAACGCUCCAAUGGAAUUAGCCCAUCAGAUGGACGGAGUGUAUGUUAGCGAACAAGGUUUGCAGUUGAUCAAAUCACUGCAGACUGAGAUAAAGAAGAAGCGGAAAUUUAGGGGAGCAAAUGCAAUCGACGAGCAGGUAAACAAGGACUCGGCAAUACUUGCAGCAAUAGAAUCAGUGGUGGCAGGAACAUCCAAUGACAAUUCAUGGGAGGACAAUCGCUUGGAAGCGGCCAUCGAUGAACCAUCGAUAAACACAUACAAAGACGGAAUGGUGUGGCAUGGUGACACCAUUAGCCCGCCAACGGGCUUUUCCUUCUUUACUAAUGAUCAGGGCGUAACAGUGCUAAAGAAGAAACGUCAACGGAAUCUUUUAAAACUCGGCAUAGGUGGAUUCAGUGUGAAAAAUCGUGCCGUCCGAAAGGACACCACCGUUGAUUUAUUGGAAGAGAACGAUGACACCACUCAGCAAUUAGAGCUUGAAAAAGAGAAAAAGAAGAGAGCUCCAGUUCGAAAGAAACCCAAAACCAAACUUAACGAAUUGUACCCCUCGUAUCUGCAAGAAGCAUUCUUUGGGAAAUCUCUGCACGAAACAACAGAACAAAAGAUUUCGCUUUCGGAGAGUGAGUCUUCAGAAGAUGACAAUAGGCUGGGACCAGCGGAUGGAAGUGGGAUUGUCCUUUCGAAUGAGGAAAUAAAUUACCUUAAGAGUUUCCAAGAAAAGGUCGCCGCCGCACAACCUGCCAAGCCUAAAAAUGGCUUGCCAAGUGCAACGAUAACGUCGUCUAAUGCUUUACCCACAACGCCAAGUGCGGCGCAAAGCAAUGUGAUACCGUUCGUCGCAUCGGUAGCUGUUCAAAAGCCGCCAAUGCAAAACGGACCAACGACGUUCACUCAACCAGCCGCAUAUGGGUCGUAUAAUGCUGUACCCGAAGUCAUAAAUAAGUCGGUGGUAGCUACAAUUGUUAAACCUCCGCCACCAUUGGUACUACCACAGCAGCAGCAACAACAACAACAACAACAACAACAACAGCAGCAGCAGAUUACAAGAGAUAUGGAAAAAAUGCGUAGUCCUAUUGCGACGAAUACUUUUGUGCCGUCUUCGCCAAUGCAUCAUGGUUUCCAACAAAAUAUGAUGCAAAGCCCUCAACAACAACAACAGCAACCACCACCACCACCCCAACAGCUACAACAACAACAGCAGCAACAAUCAGUUGUUAAUACACCAAUGAUAAAUAACCGAGAUCCUGUGAGUAUUCAACUUAUUCCAAAUGGUCAUGCAAUUGGAAACCAACAACAGCAGCAACAACAACAACAACAGCAACAACAGACGAACGGCUAUUAUCAUUCAGAGCAUAUGAACAACUCGAGUAACUCCGCAGACGCCGUUAUUAUGCACGAAACAAUAGUACCUAAGCAUAUCUAUGCAGAGCCUGCGAGACCGCAACAAACUCUGCAACACAACAAUGUGCACUUGUCAAUCAAGAAUGCAGUGCCCAUCGCGAAAAAGCCCAACGUCCAACAGUUGGAGACACUCACAGUGGGAGGUGGUGGUGCUACUGGGUCAAGUGUAGGAGGAACUCAGAAAACUGCUGAGAAGAUGCGAAAGGACGAAGAACUCGGCAAAGCCGCAACAAUUUCAGCGGUCCUCUAUGCAAACACUCAACAUCCAGAACUCAAACAACAGUACCCCAAUUGGAAUGAUCGCUGCAAGCAGAUUCUCAAGCGCUGGCGAUCCCUGCCGUCGGACAAGAAAGGACCUUUCCUGCAAAAAGCAAAAGACAACAGAGCAUACGUCAGAGUACAAAAAAUGCAGCAAAAUCCAGAAAAGAACAGCUACCAUCAUUCGAAAGCCACCACGACGACGGCGGCGGCGACAACGCCGACGUACAAUCACAAUCACAAUAACAAUAAUACAAACCAUAAUAACAUACCAAUAAGCAAUAUAGUUGCGCCAUCGCCACGAGGUGCACCUCCUUCAUACCCACUCACCGUUGAAAACAGAUUUAACAUGAACAGCACGCCGCAUCCGCAUCCGCAUGAGGAUAAGAAUAACUGUUAUCGCACUACCACCGCUUAUCUUUGUGCUACAGACGACAAAUACUCUGUACCGCCCAACCAAACCAUCUUACCAAAUUCAACAAGCAUCCGCACGUCCGAAGAAAUCAAUAGUUUCAAUCAAGAAAUUCUGCGUUUCGAUCAGGAGAUAAAAACGAUCAAAGAAAAUGAACAACUCAAGCGAUUGUUAGAGAAUCCCUUAAGCCGAGUCAACAUGAACGUCCUGAAUAUGAAUCACCUAACCGAUGGUGGCCAUAAAUAUAAUUCGGAUUACACGCGAAACGAUCACUUGGACGACCUCAAUAUGACAUUGUCCGAUUUAAAUACAAUCAAGAGUGAAGAGGAGAGCUUUUCGUCGGAUCGAAAAUCUGUCGUGGGCGAUGUAAAUAUGGAGAUUUUUGCCGACACCAAAUUAGAAACCAAUCGUCAAAUGGUUUGCACAAUCAGCGAAGCCCUGGCCGAACGCUUGUCCCCCAUGAAAAUCGAAGCCGAUGAUGAUGUCAAAGCUAUGAUGGAGCCGAGCGUUGUAGCGGCCGAUUGUUUAGCCGAUCUCGAUAAGUUGCCAAGCUACGAUCAUUCCAUCGAAGAAGUUGGUGACAUUCUCAAAGGCAUCGAGGACGGCGAUGAUGAUGAUGACGAAUUGCUGAAAUCCCUCACAGCCGAAAUGGGCGAUGAUUUUAACAUUCUCGAGUAUGGUGAUCCAGAGCUUGAUGAGCUCUCGUCCGAUCAAAGCAUUUUAAAUAAGUUGGUAUUCGAUGAUAAUGACAAGAAUAAUGAAUAAAUUUAUUAAAAAAUUAAACAAAAGAAGAUAUAUAUAUAUAUAUAAAUAAAUAAAUAAUAAAUAUAGUUUUUCAUACUUUUAGAAAUGUAAUAAGAAAAAAAAGAAAACAAACAAAAUAAGUGCAUUAACAAAAAACCAGUUUUUAAUAUAUAAGCUAUAAAAACAAGAGAGAAAUACUUUUUAAAUAAAAUAAAAAAAGUCAAUACAUGUAUAUAAGAGAUGUUGAUGUAUAUGUAAUUAUAA
Eupeodes corollae is the source of this 6712-nucleotide messenger RNA. It is a transcript of the gene Lpt, whose product is annotated as histone-lysine N-methyltransferase 2C. Gene Ontology annotation, cellular component: MLL3/4 complex. NCBI's taxonomy places the organism in Eukaryota, Metazoa, Arthropoda, Insecta, Diptera, Syrphidae. The coding region runs from base 899 to 6469 and encodes 1856 amino acids. The transcript is spliced from 4 exons. The record is from RefSeq and is a predicted model, not a curated record. Gene Ontology annotation, biological process: positive regulation of transcription by RNA polymerase II. Gene Ontology annotation, molecular function: histone H3K4 methyltransferase activity; histone binding; transcription coactivator activity.